Xenia sp. Carnegie-2017 is the source of this 1289-nucleotide messenger RNA. RefSeq names its product protein NDRG1-like. The record is from RefSeq and is a predicted model, not a curated record. Gene Ontology annotation, biological process: signal transduction. Gene Ontology annotation, cellular component: cytoplasm. The transcript is spliced from 15 exons. Bases 186 to 1148 code for a protein of 320 amino acids. Lineage: Eukaryota; Metazoa; Cnidaria; Anthozoa; Malacalcyonacea; Xeniidae.
AAGUAAAAUGCCUGGCAUUUGCUAUCGAAGUUGCUUCGAAAGGUUAAAUAGAUAGGUCUCAUCUUCUUCAAGAAAAAAAUUACCACCGCAGGUCGUCCUCUGAUCAGUCAAAAAUAUUGCAAAAAAAAUUUUUGCAGCAAGAGGCACUCGUGAUCAUAUUGGUGUGUGUCUGCAUAAAUUGUACAAUGGAUGAACGAAUUGAAAAGGUUGGAGAUUUUACUGUGAUAAUCGAGGGUGAAGACGGUAAAGAUGAUACCAAAUCAAAAGGAGUAAACAUCUUGUUAACUUUUCACGAUAUCGGUUUAAAUCAUAAGACAUCUUUUGAGAAAUUCUUGAACCAUGAAGAUAUGAAACAACUCCAUGAAAAGUUUAUUGUCUAUCAUAUUCUUGCACCAGGCCAGGAACCAGGAGCAGAGAAAUUUUCUGAAGGAUACCAAUAUCCAACGAUGGAUGAUUUGGCUAACAGUGUUGACAAUAUCGUGAAACACUUUGGGCUCGUGGAUAUUGUAGGAUUUGGUGUUGGAGCUGGUGCUAACAUAUUAGCUCGAUAUGCAUUGAAACAUCCUUCAAAGCCAUUGGGUCUUAUCCUUGUUGAACCCUCGGCUAGUAAAGCACCACUGUUGGAGAAAGCGGAAGAAAAGUUACGAUCAUGGCAAUUGGAAAAAAGUGGUUUUAAUGAUCAAGUGAAUCAUUAUUUUGUUCAUCAUCAUUUUGGAAAGAAACAUGGAAAGCCAGAUAUGAAGGCUGUUGAUGAAUACAUUAAGAAUCUCACAGAUUCUUUUAAUCCUCACAAUUUAGCUCUUUUUGUCCAUGCGUACAUGCAACGCAGCGACAUUACCCAUGAACUCAAGAAUAUUGAGUGUCCGGUUCUGGUCAUCAAUGGUGAUCUUUCACCACAUCACAAGGACUCGGAGAAAUUUUUCAGCGUCUUGAAUAAACGUACGUGCAACAUUUUAAGACUGGAUGAUUGUGGCUCCGAUCCUCUGGAUGAAAUGCCCAUGCAAUCAGCUGAGGGUGUGCUCUUGUUUAUUCAAGGAUUGGGACUUGUACCAACAUUGCGCACUCGUUCAAUGUCUGGCAACUCUGUUGGCUUAGUAAAGUCUCAUGAAGAAGAUAAUACCAACAAGCAGCAAGCAGUUAACACUUAACAUUAGAUAAAAAGAUCGUGUUUUUGUUGCUUUGUGAUUAAGUUGUGCUUGCAUAGUUUACGAUAGCCUUUAUAAAGAACAUAUUGUGAUUUUAAACUAUAUGAAAAAUAUUUAAUUAAAAACUAAUUUCAUUUUAUCAAA